Molecule: messenger RNA, 609 nt
Organism: Linum trigynum
Lineage: Eukaryota; Viridiplantae; Streptophyta; Magnoliopsida; Malpighiales; Linaceae
Source: the annotation of a GenBank genome assembly
AUGCCAGAACCUGGGGUUCGAAUCAAAGGUUCUGUGUGCUUCUGCUAUGGUUCUGGUGAUACCUGCACAUUCUUCUUUGAAGGUAUUGCAAGCCAAAUCGCUUCUUCGGGGUAUGCUGUCUAUGCCGUGGAUCACCCAGGUUUUGGUCUCUCUGAAGGAUUGCAUGGUUACAUUCAGAACUUUGAUGACUUAGUAGACAAUGCCUACGAAAUUUUUGCCAAGAUUGAAGGAAGACCUGAGGUGAGAGGUUUGCCCAGCAUCAUAUUGGGCCAGUCCAUGGGUGGAGCUGUUACUCUCAAACUUCAUCUGGAAGAUCCAAGUGAAUGGGAUGGUGUCAUCCUUGUAGCCUCCAUGUGUAGAAUCUCAGAUGAAGUCAGGCCUCCUGCGCCAGUUUUGAAGGUAUUGACCUGCAUGGCUAAAUUCUUACCCAAGGCAAAGCUUAUGCCAGAGAGUGAUUUAGCAGAACUUGCUUUCAGGGACCCAGCGAAAAGAAAAAUGCUCUAUGAAGGUGGGUUUCACUCCAUCCUUGAAGGAGAACCUGAUGACAGGAUCUUUGCCGUCUUUGAUGAUAUCAUAACGUGGCUCGAUUCCAGGUCUUCUUCAGCUUGA